AUGGCGAAGCCAAUUGCCCCUACCAUUCCCAAGAUCAACCUCCCCAGGGCGCCAGAUCCACACGUCGACCCAGCAGGAUACCUGCGGGGCAUUGGCGCCGUGCGCGAGAGAUGUCUGCCGGUGCUGGAGAAGGCGAAGGCAAACCAAUUGAAACAUUUCGAUGUCGACAUGAGCAAGUUCGACAACACCACGAGAUUCGUCGUGUCAAUUAUCAAGCGCGAUUUCGAUCCUGAUUAUGCAAGCAUCCCACCUCACGGCCGCUGGCAGCACUUCAACGCCGGAGGACGAGACCGAAUCGCAGAACUGCUUUCGAGCUGGCCACAGGAGAUAGAUCCCUCGGAGCGAUGCCGGCGGCUUAUCGACCUCUUCCUCGUUUCUGUGCUGCUCGAUGCGGGGGCUGGAACGGCGUGGUCGUACAAGAGCAAGCAGAAUGGUCGGAUAUACAAACGAAGUGAGGGGUUGGCCAUUGCGAGUUUCGAGAUGUUCAAGGAUGGGCUUUUCAGCAGUAAUAAGCAGCAAAGACAUCAAGUCGAUGCGGCAGGAUUGAAGGAAUUGACGGUUGAGAAGAUGGUAGCUGGCCUACAAGUUACAGAGCAGAACCAAAUGUCAGGGUUGGAAGGACGCGCCAGUCUUCUUAUCAGACUGGCAGAUGCGUUAAAUAACGACACUCUCUUUGGCGCAGAUGGCAGGCCCGGAAAUAUACUGGAUUACCUCCUCUCCCACCCCACAACCCAAGCUUCCUCCGUCCCGAUCGUCUCCCUCCCAACCCUCUGGUCCGUCCUCAUCGACGGCCUGGCACCCAUCUGGCCCCCCUCUCGCACUACCCUCGAUGGGACCUCCCUCGGGGACGCCUGGCCACUCACCCUCCUCGCGCUUGUCCCCGCAACGCAACCCUGGGAAACGAUUGUCCCAUUCCACAAACUGACACAAUGGCUCUGCUAUUCCCUCAUGCAGCCGAUGUCCAAGCUAAUGAAUAUCCACUUCGCGGGCGCCGAGCUGAUGACCGGGCUCCCAGAAUAUAGGAAUGGAGGGUUAUUUAUCGAUACGGGUGUCCUGACGCUGAAGAGUGCCGAUGAGGAGAGGGGGCUACAGAGGUUUAGAGAGGAAGGCUUGAAGAAGGGGAGUACGGUUGAGGUUGUGCCAAUGUUUACUCCUGAUGACGAUGUGAUUAUCGAGUGGCGGGCUGUCACGGUGGGCUUCCUGGAUUUACUGUUGGAGGAGGUGAAUACUGUGCUGGGAUUUCAGUUGACGCUGCCGCAAAUGCUGGAGGCGGGUAGUUGGAAGGGAGGCAGAGAAAUGGCCGAAAUCUCCCGUCCAAAUACGCAAUGCCCGCCAAUCGCAAUCCUCUCCGACGGGACCGUCUUCUAA
Messenger RNA from Hyaloscypha bicolor E, 1368 nucleotides. RefSeq names its product DUF1688-domain-containing protein. The transcript is spliced from 4 exons. The record is from RefSeq and is a predicted model, not a curated record. The coding region runs from base 1 to 1368 and encodes 455 amino acids. NCBI's taxonomy places the organism in Eukaryota, Fungi, Ascomycota, Leotiomycetes, Helotiales, Hyaloscyphaceae.